AUGAAAUUUGGCUCGCAGUUGAAGGAUGCAAUCUACCCUGAGUGGACUCCUUUCUACAUUGACUAUGAUGGCUUGAAGAAGAAGCUGAGAAAGGCUGAAAAAGACAGACCUUUUACUGAAAAGGAUGAGACAGAGUUUGUAGAGUUACUGGAUAACAAUCUUGAAAAGGUAUACGCCUUUCACCAAGAGAAAAUCGAGGAAAUCAAAAAGAGUAUUGAAACCUACGAUGACAAAAUCAACAACCAAAUCCCUAGCCAAGAUACCACUGACAUGAGCUCUAUUCAAGAAAACAUCAAUUGGAUUGCUGAUGACAUCAACCGUCUUGCCCGCUACUCUCGUAUCAACUACACUGGCUUUCUCAAGAUUGUAAAGAAACACGAUCGCCAUACAGAGUACGUUCUUCGCCCCAUGUUCAUGGUGAGAUUGAAUCAGUGUCCCUUUUGGAACGAGGAUAACGACGGUCUCUUGAUCAAACUGUCUGAGCUGUUUGCCAAGGUGAGAGAUGGUGGUAUGACAAUGUCUUUCAAACCUACUUCACAGGCCAUGAACGUUUUGGACGAACAAACAAACAAUGAGCGUCGCUUGGUUGUGAAACGUUUCUUUGUUCAAACUGAAAACGUAUUGGAACUUAAAACCUAUGUGCUUCGUCAUUUGCCCGUCUUGGUGUAUCGCGACAAUAGCAAAAAGCAAGAUAACAUCGACCCUCCCAUCUCCUCGGUGUAUUUGGAUAACGCUGAUUUAGAUGCCUACAACUCUCGUGUGGAGGCUGCUGAGGGUUCCCAGAUCAUUCGUUUGCGUUGGUAUGGUAGCGCUAAAGGUAACAAUGCCAUUGGCUUUGAGCGCAGAACGCUGGCAGAGGAGAACCGUGGUGAGUUGAAGGAUCGCUUCACUAUCAAGGACAAGUAUGUCGCGGGUUUCCUGAAGGGCGAUCAGACAUUCAUUGAGAAGGCUGUGCGCAAGUACAAGAACAGCGGUCGUUCUGAGGAGGAUGUGCAAAAGUAUGAGAGCUUGAUCAAAGACGUGCAAAAAGACAUUAUGGAGAAGAAUGAGCAGCCAGUGUUGCGUACCUAUUAUCGCAGAACAGCAUUCCAAAUCCCUGGCGACAGAAGCGUCCGCAUGGCCUUGGACACUGAUUUAUGCUUUAUUCGAGAAGAUUCGCAACUGUUCCCAGACGACAACACAGUGCGUCGCCCUGCUGACAGCUGGAGACGACCUGACGCUGACACCAAUUUCCCCUUUGACAAUCUCAAGAACGAGAAUGACAUUAAUAGAUACCCUUUUGCUACAUUUGAAAUCAAACUUGAAUUGGCACCAAACGAGAAGGAACCUGAAUGGAUUGUUGAUUUAGAGGAGAGCGGCAUUCUGGAGGAGGCAUUUGAUUUCUCCAAAUUUGUCCAUGGUAUUGCUGUCAUGUUUGAUACACGUGUGCCUCUGUUGCCUUACUGGCUGGCUCAAAUGGACAACGAUCUGCAAGAAUUGCCUACAUUACCUUCUAAUGCACCUUCUGUCAGUCAAAAGAAUCAUAAGGGCAAGAGUAAAGCACCCAGUGAAGUGGAUUCCAUCCAUUCGGAGUCUCGUACACGUGCCCCCUCCUCCUCCAAUGAACGUUCUUCCUUACUAGGUACACAACAUACCACAUCUUAUAUGGGUACGCACAAUGAAGCCUCCGCUGCCUCUACCAUUGCUGAGGAACAAGAAGCGAGCUAUCCCUCCAAGAUAAUCGACAAUAUUAGCUCUGUAUUUGACAAAUUCAUGGGUAAAUCAGGCCAUCUUAGCAAGCAACAGCAAGAACAACGCGAAAGACAACUCAAUGCUGCACCUGUCAUUUUACCACCUGGCGUCAAGAUCCCUAAAAAGAUGGUGACACCACUACGUGUGGAACCCAAGGUCUUUUUUGCCAAUGAACGAACCUACUUUUCAUGGAUGUCCUUUGGUACUUUGAUCUCCACCUUCUCGCUUGCCUUGUUCAACUCGGGAGAUGCUGUUGGUAAGUUGAGUGGUGUCGUCUAUACCCUAGUAUCUGUAUCCACUUUGAUGUACGGUAUGGGUCUUUACUAUCGUCGUCGUGAAUUGAUCCAUAAUCGUGCUGCUGGCCCUUAUGAUGAAUUGGUGGGUCCUACAGUCAUUUGCUUUGCCCUCUUGUUUGCCGUUGCAUUGAACGCAUACCUCAAAUUCACUAUCAAAUCUCCCUCUUUAUUCUACCUUUAA
Molecule: messenger RNA, 2208 nt
Organism: Mucor velutinosus
Lineage: Eukaryota; Fungi; Mucoromycota; Mucoromycetes; Mucorales; Mucoraceae
Exons: 3
Coding region: 1-2208 (735 amino acids)
Cellular component (GO): vacuolar transporter chaperone complex; fungal-type vacuole membrane
Source: RefSeq, a predicted model, not a curated record